This is a messenger RNA of Talaromyces proteolyticus, 2097 nucleotides long. RefSeq lists its product as uncharacterized. Lineage: Eukaryota; Fungi; Ascomycota; Eurotiomycetes; Eurotiales; Trichocomaceae. Bases 230 to 1891 code for a protein of 553 amino acids. The record is from RefSeq and is a predicted model, not a curated record. The transcript is spliced from 3 exons.
GUCUCGCGUGCGGAAAUCCUCAUCGCCGGAGCUUGAAUUAUUUAUUCCGCCCAGACAAAACCCCCUUCUCUUGAGAUAGGGCAUUCGACGAUCCAGUCUGUCAAAUUGGGACUGGAAAUAGUACUAGAUUAUUCUGACCAGUGGUACUGACUCACCACCCAGUCAGACUCUUCCAACCUUUUCACACCUUCUCCCACUGCACUGUUAUUCAAUUUUUUACAAUGCUACGAUGACAACGGCUCUCACACGCCUCCACAUCUCGCCCUUCACCCCCGAGCUCCUCGACUCGGUUCUCGCCCCGUCUGCUCGCUCGCAAGCGACGGAUAUAUCCUUUCAUACGAUCGCUACGUUUCCAGAGAAUAAUUACGGAUACGUCAGUCUGCCGCCGAUGGAGGCUGAUAAAUUGAAAAAGAAACUUAAUGGAUCGAUUUUGAAGGGGAAGAAAUUCAAGGUGGAGGCUGCUCGGCUGGAUCCCAAAACAGCGAGAACGGUGGAGGAUGAUGAGGUAGCUGGGGAUAAAAAGGAGAAGAAGAAAAAGUCUUCAAAAAGGAAGGCGGAGGAUAAUGAUGAUGGGGUGCUCGAUGGGUAUGAGCUGCCUUCUGGUCGACACGUGAAAAGAGGAUGGACGGAGCCAGCAAGCAGUCGCAAACACAAGAAACAGAAAAAAGGCGAGAAAAAGGAGAAAGAAGGUAAACUGCAGGCAAAGUCAAAGUAUACCGAAAGCGCGGAAUGCUUGUUCAAGACUAAGACUCCUCCGAGCAAGACAGUGACAGGGAAGAAGGAUAAAAAGGUGAGGAAGGACAACAAGUCGCCAAAUGAGGUUGUUGUCCAUGAAUUUGCGCAAACUGUUACACAUCCUUCUUUCUUGAAAUCGGCGGUGCAGGGUAACCCACUUACGGCUGGAUUUGAGGAGGGAAUAGGAUGGGUGGAUGAAGAGGGCAAUGUUCAAGAAGCCCCUCGUGAAAAGACGAGAAAGGAGACAUAUAAACCCGGGAAAAAAGAUGGCGCUAAAGAACGAGUUACCCCGAAGAAGAAAACUUCCGAACGACACUCUAUUAAGAAAGCGAAAUCUCCCACGCCUGUUUCAACAGAUGAGUCAGAAGAAGGAAAAGAGAAAGAGCCCGAUUGGACUUCGUCUAGUGGAUCUAGCGAUAGCGAAGACUCGGAAUCUGGAGAUGACACCGAUAGCGAAAGCGACUCUGACAUCUCUGAAAGUGAGGGCUCCGUAUCAAAUGAGAAGCACACAGCGACAAAGAAAGUACAAAUGGAGAAGCCAGUAUCCGAGAAUGCAUCUAGUCCUGAAAACCCAAAACACUCAGAAAGAGAUGACGCGAGCGACGAUAGCUCUGAAUCUUCAGCAUCCUCAGACGAAGCAGCAGAGGUAAAAGAGAACGACGUGCACCCUCUGGAGGCGCUUUUCAAACGACCACAGUCAAAUAACACCAAAGAAGUAGAACCCAACACCGGAUUCAGCUUCUUCGGUGGUAAUGACGAUGAUAUCGAGGGUGAGAGUGAAGAUGAACAACACCAGCUUCCUAUCACCGAACCGCUGACCCCGUAUACUCGACGUGAUCGUCAGGUACGAGGGAUACGAAGUGCCGCUCCCACUCCUGACACUGCUUUGCACAGUCAUACCAGACUCCUUGCAGAAGCCGACGAAGAUAUGGAGGAUGUCGACGAUGAUUCAUCCCUUCUACCCAUCCAAUUGACUCCAUCUAAAGCUCCUGGCGACUCGACUGGCGCUCAAGAACCCCAAGAAACUGACUUUGCGAAAUGGUUUUGGGUGAAUCGGGGCGAUAACAAUCGAGCUUGGAAAAAACGACGUCGCGAUGCGGCAAAGGAGAAGAGGCAGCGGGAGAAUAGACGCAAGGGUAUGAAGGGCAGAGGAUAAAGCUCAAUCAUUAAGGGGUGAAAUUUUUCACUAUGGAGGCUGUAACAAGAAAUGAUAGCACAUAAUGCAAGCUAAGAAAUGAGUCACAACCAAUAAAUUUUAUAUCACUGUAGCACUCUUGCUAUUGACGCGGCUCCGAUCACGUGAUUCGAUAAGAUAAUGCCGAUCUCCGAAUUCUCCGAGAACAUGAUAACGACCAGCUGACA